UGCGGCCGCAUACUAGAUUGUGUGCUCUCCCUUAGCUCAUCUUCUUCUUCCUCUCGACAGAAUCUCAAUCUCAACGAUGGUUUUCGAAACAUUCGAAGUGGGCACUGUACCUUUCAAUUCCGAUGGCUGGGGACCUCCAGAUGCUUCCGAAACUUCCUCCACCAGCGUCGCCGCGGCGAAUCUCCUCCCAAACGUCCCCCUGGCUUCCUUCUCACGCUCGGAGAAGCUAGGACGCGUCGCCGAUUGGACCCGAGCUCUCUCCAACCCCUCCGCUCGUCCUCCCACCGGAUCCAAAUCAGAUCCCUCCGCCAUCUUCGAUUUCUCCGCUUUCGCCGUCGACGAAGGCUUCGGUCUCGCUAACUCCGCCGGAAACGCCGACGAGGACGCAGCGUUCCGAUUGGUCGACGGCAAACCGCCGCCGCGUCCCAAAUUCGGACCGAAAUGGAGAUUCAACCAGUACCAUAACCGUAACCAGCUUCCCCAGCGCCGCGACGAGGAAGUGGAAGCCAAGAAACGAGAAGCCGAGAAGGAUCGAGCUCGUCGCGAUCGUCACUACAAUAUGAACCGUAACAAUAUCCACCAGCAGCGACGAGAAGCCGCAGCGUUUAAGUCGUCGGUGGAUAUACAGCCAGAGUGGAAUAUGCUCGAGCAGAUUCCUUUCUCCAGCUUCUCUAAGCUCUCAUUCACUGUUCAAGAACCCGAGGAUCUCCUCCUUUGCGGUGGUCUCGAGUGUUACGAUCGGACUUUUGAUCGCAUCACUCCUAAAGCUGAGCGUAGGCUCGAGCGUUUCAAGAAUCGUAGCUUUAAGGUUACGACGAGCGAUGAUCUCGUCAUCAGGCGUCUCGCUAAGGAGGACAAAGCGACUGUUUUCGCAACCGAUGCGAUCCUUGCUGCUCUCAUGUGUGCUCCUAGGUCGGUUUACUCGUGGGAUCUUGUGAUUCAGCGAGUAGGGAACAAGCUCUUCUUUGAUAAGAGAGAUGGGUCUCCUCUUGAUCUGUUGUCUGUUCACGAGACUUCGCAAGAGCCGUUGCCUGAAGGGAAAGACGAUAUCAACUCUGCUCAUUCUCUCGGCGUGGAGGCUGCUUUCAUCAACCAGAACUUCGCUCAGCAGGUUUUGGUUAAGAAUGGAAAGAGGGAGACUUUUGAUGAGCCUAUCCCUAAUGCUAACGAAGGUGAAGAGAAUGCUUCUAUUGCUUAUAGGUAUAGGAGGUGGAAGCUUGAUGAUAGUAUGUAUCUAGUCGCUAGGUGUGAGUUGCAGAGCACUGUUGAACUGAAUAACCAGAAAUCGUUCCUCACUUUGAACGCUCUUAACGAGUUUGAUCCUAAGUACUCUGGUGUUGAUUGGAGACAGAAGCUAGAGACUCAGAGAGGUGCGGUUUUAGCUAAUGAGUUGAAGAAUAAUGGUAAUAAGUUAGCUAAGUGGACCGCACAGGCUCUGUUGGCUAAUGCGGAUAUGAUGAAGAUUGGUUUUGUUUCUAGGGUUCAUCCUCGUGAUCAUUUCAACCAUGUUAUUCUAUCGGUUCUGGGGUAUAAGCCGAAGGAUUUUGCUGGGCAGAUUAAUCUGAACACUUCCAACAUGUGGGGAAUUGUGAAGUCCAUUGUUGAUCUGUGUAUGAAGCUGAGUGAAGGAAAGUAUGUUCUAGUGAAGGAUCCGUCCAAGCCUCAAGUUAGGAUUUACGAGGUUCCAGCUGAUGCUUUUGAGAAUGAUUAUGUGGAAGAGCCUCUACCUGAGGAUGAACAGGUUCAGCCACCUGAGGAGAACAACACUGAAGGAGGAGGAGCAGAGACUAAUGAAACUGCAGAGGAUAAGAAACCCGAAGGUCAGGCCUGAUUAUGGUAAAUGUCAAAGACUUGUUUUGAGUUUUUACCUUUCUUUAAUGUUCCAAAGUUGUGCUCUUUUUGAAGAGCUGAACGGUUCAUUUUACUGGUUUAUGCUUUUAUCUUGUAGAAGAUUUUUGAACCUUAUGAGUCUUCUUGUUUGAAUAACUAUUGAGAGCUUUUGCAA
Messenger RNA from Raphanus sativus (radish), 2005 nucleotides. RefSeq names its product eukaryotic translation initiation factor 3 subunit D. The coding region runs from base 77 to 1831 and encodes 584 amino acids. The record is from RefSeq and is a predicted model, not a curated record. NCBI's taxonomy places the organism in Eukaryota, Viridiplantae, Streptophyta, Magnoliopsida, Brassicales, Brassicaceae. Gene Ontology annotation, cellular component: cytoplasm; eukaryotic translation initiation factor 3 complex. The transcript has a single exon. Gene Ontology annotation, biological process: translational initiation. Gene Ontology annotation, molecular function: translation initiation factor activity.